AUGGCAGACCACGUCCCAACUGAACGCGAAUUGAUGUUAUCUGGCAAAUUAUACGACAGUACAGUUCCUGAAUUGGUCAAUGAGCGCCGUGCUUGCAACGAGAAGGUAAUGGCGUUUAACAAUGAGCUUCAAGAAGAGAAGCGUGAUGUUAUUCUUCGCGACAUUCUCGGUACCUGUGGUGAAAAUGUUACUUUUCUUCCUCCGUUCCAUUGUGAUUAUGGGAAGUACAUAACUGUCGGUUCAUCCACUUUUGCAAAUUACAAUUUAGUUGUCCUCGACGCAAGUCCAGUGAAAAUUGGCAGCCAUGUUUUGAUUGGUCCCAAUGUGACUUUAGUAGCUGCCACUCAUCCCACUGACCCAGUAAUAAGAAAUUCAUUACUCGAAUAUGGCUUUCCAAUCACCAUCAAAGAUGGCGCUUGGAUCGGAGCAAAUGCAAUAAUUAUGCCCAACAUCACCAUCGGUGAAAAUUCCGUAGUCGGCGCUGGCAGUGUAGUGACGAAAGAUGUUCCAGAUAAUUCCAUAGUAGCUGGUAACCCUGCCAAAUUCAUAAGAAAAGUCGAUGAACAUCCAGGAUGGACUCCCGAGGAUCGUAACAUCCCUUUAUAG
This is a messenger RNA of Entamoeba invadens IP1, 606 nucleotides long. RefSeq names its product neud protein, putative. NCBI's taxonomy places the organism in Eukaryota, Evosea, Mastigamoebida, Endamoebidae. The record is from RefSeq and is a predicted model, not a curated record. Gene Ontology annotation, molecular function: acetyltransferase activity. Bases 1 to 606 code for a protein of 201 amino acids. The transcript has a single exon.